AUGGGAGUCGGAGCCCAGCUCCUGGCGGCCUCUGCCCUGCUGUCCUUUGUCCAGCUGCCUGGGGCAAGAUGUGAGGAGAACUGUGUCAGCGCUGAGCCUUGCCUGACCACAGACUGGGUCCACCUCUGGUACAUAUGGCUGCUGGUGGUGAUCGGCCUGCUGCUGCUCCUGUGUGGCCUGAUGACAGUGUGCAUGCGUUGCUGCUGUCCCGGCCGCCAGCAAAGCGGGGAAGACAGGGGCCCGCCGCCCUUCGAGGUGACCGUGAUCUCUUUCGACCACGACAGCACGCUGCAGAGCACGGUCACGUCCCUGCAGUCCGUGCUUGGUCCUGCAGCUCGGAGAAUCCUGGCCGUGGCUCACACCCACUGCCCCCUGGGCCAGCAGCCCUCCUCCGCCGACGUGCUCCCGGGCUAUGAAGAAGCCCUGCACAUGAGUCGCUUCACCGUGGCCAGGUGUGGGCAGAAAGCACCCGACCUGCCCGCGGUGCCAGAGGAGCAGCAGCUGCCUGGCGUGCGGGAGGGGUGCCCCCAGAUGGGACACACCCCGAACUGA
Ochotona curzoniae (black-lipped pika) is the source of this 552-nucleotide messenger RNA. It is a transcript of the gene TMEM52B, whose product is annotated as transmembrane protein 52B. The coding region runs from base 1 to 552 and encodes 183 amino acids. The record is from RefSeq and is a predicted model, not a curated record. The transcript has 5 exons. NCBI's taxonomy places the organism in Eukaryota, Metazoa, Chordata, Mammalia, Lagomorpha, Ochotonidae.